CAGACUUUUCUGUCGAUUUUUGUACGUGACAAACAGCUGUCGUCUCGUAUACUUGUUGAAGACGUUUCUGCUACCUGUAAGUAGUAAAACGUCUAGAAAAGAGUGGGCCACGUACGUUUUGGUGUCGGUGUACCCCGUUAAAAAGAUUCUGCACGCUCGAACCAUUGGGAUAAUUUUACAGCUUCCGGUUGUUUUUUAUGGUGUCCCCCAGCGACAGUCGCUGGGAGGUGAACACUGAUUCUGGAGAACCAACAAACACAUGACUGAAACUGACCGACAGCGGCAUCUACACACCAGAGACUAACGGCAAAGACUCCAACAAGGUUCAGCUUGCUGUUAUCUGACAGUGUGGAGGACAAUUUCAGAUGUAUGAUGAUGAACCCAGUCAACGGUGAAACCAGUGAUGGCAUCAAAAACCCCUUCAUCAGUGAUGCUGACCCUGACCAAGUUUACGGAGCUAAAGGUGAAGAUAUGAUCCUCAGCCCACCCCCCAUGACUGAAACUAUCCGAAGAAUAGAGUGGAAACACAAUGUUGAUAUUGCAGCAGAUUGGUAUGGAGAGGACGUUUGGUGCCUUUACCCAUUUGAAGGUCGCUGUGAGGUGAACACAAGUACUGGAGCACUGACCAUUAAAGGACUGGAACAAACAGACAGCGGCAUCUACACACCAAAGAUUAAUGACAAGGUCUUCAACAAGACUGAACUCUCUGUUAUCUCUCCGGUAUCUAAACCCUCUGUCAACAUAUCCUGCAACACUAAGAAGACAAACUGUCGCCUGACCUGUGAAGGCAACACUGCAGAUGCUGAACCAAUCAAUUAUAAGUGGUUUGUAGAUGGCAAGGAUGGACCUUCAGGCCGAAACAUACCUCUUACAGAGGAUUCAGUAGGGGACAUUUUCAGAUGUAUGAUGAUAAACCCAGUCAGCAAUGGAAUCAGUGAAAACAUCACAAACCCCAUCAUUGAACAAGAACAGAUCCUUCUGGCAUCCAUCCUUGGACCAGUAGGAGUCAUGACUCUUUUGGUAGUCAUUGUGGUUGCUGCAUUUCUCAUUAAAAAACACAUCAAGGGGAGACGUAGAGACUAUUACGGGAGAGCUGGAGAACUAUACGACACGGAGAGAUGUUCAAAUGGGACUACAUUUAAGCUGAAAGUACCUAAAAAGGCCAAGUGUGAAAUGGAAGAACCAGACUGUGAAGUUGUUCCAGAGAUCAAUGAGACAUUUACUAUGACCUAAAAUCUCAGCAAAGGAGCAGAUGUGUGAAAUUUUAUUAAACCAAAUUCUCCCUGAAGAAAAACAAACUACUUACUCCCUACAAAGAGGAUCAGUGCUCAGUGAAGAAAUCCCUAAUCCAUUACUAUUCAAGUCAACCAUGCAGACGGAUGGGCAGCAAGAAACCAGGACUUCACCAAGGGUGUCAAGUGGGAACCUACGGUGGCCGGUAAGGGCAAACAGUCUGCAAAAGCCAGACGUACUCGAAAUGACACAA
Molecule: messenger RNA, 1486 nt
Organism: Cheilinus undulatus (humphead wrasse)
Lineage: Eukaryota; Metazoa; Chordata; Actinopteri; Labriformes; Labridae
Exons: 14
Coding region: 370-1233 (287 amino acids)
Source: RefSeq, a predicted model, not a curated record